AAAGAAAUAUAUUUUAGUAUAGGAACCUUGUGGUCGACGCCUGCGCACUGAGAGGACUGACCGGCUGUCCCUGUACUGCUCUCACACCUACAGCCACCAGCACAGUCAAGAUGAGCAAACUUAUCGCUAGAAUUCCCGUCAUGGCGAAAUCUGCAGUGGAUGCUGCCACGCCAAAGUUAAAUACUUUCAUGCGUUAUGCCAAAGUUGAAUUGGUGCCUCCCACACCAGCUGAAUUUGGGGGUGUCACUCAGGGCUUUGGUAAUAUCAUUAAGAGUGCUCAGACAGGAGCUUGGAAGCAGUUGACAGUAAAGGAUGCUUGGCGCAAUACCCUGGUGACUGUUGAAGUAAUGUGCUGGUUCUUCAUUGGAGAAUGUAUUGGCAAGGGCACUUUUGUUGGUUACCAAGUCUAGGUAUAAUUUCCUGCCUCAUCUCAAAACUUUGUAAGCUAUGUGGUCCAAGAUGUUUUAGGGACAGCCGUAUGAAUUAAGUUGUACAGAAUGAAGAAAUAAAAAAAUUCUAUUACA
Molecule: messenger RNA, 524 nt
Organism: Homarus americanus (American lobster)
Lineage: Eukaryota; Metazoa; Arthropoda; Malacostraca; Decapoda; Nephropidae
Gene: ATPsynG
Product: ATP synthase subunit g, mitochondrial-like
Exons: 3
Coding region: 111-410 (99 amino acids)
Biological process (GO): proton motive force-driven ATP synthesis
Molecular function (GO): proton transmembrane transporter activity
Source: RefSeq, a predicted model, not a curated record